AUGGUCCGGAGCGAGACGGAAUGGGAUGCCGUCACCACCUUCUGCGAAGCAGUGAUGCUAGCGAAGGAGGUGGCGGAGCGGGAGAAGGAAAGAGCAACAGCUUUCCUUCCCGGCCGCCGCGGGAGACGCCCCGGGCGUCGGGGGCUACGUCGUGGCCCCCGACCACCGUAGGCGCGGGCCUGUGGACGGCGAGCAAUGGGUAGCUCGCCGUCCGUCCGUCUAACGACGACAGGCCGUGUCGACGGCGCGUUUUGUUCCACGCGCGCCUCAAAGAGCUGUCAGCAGCGUGAAGGGGCCCGCAAGGGCCGACGCCUGCCGGGGCUGCGGGCUGUUCGAAAGAGAUACCGCGGCUCCGGAACGUAAGGGCACUGAAGGAACACGGAUGGUUUUUAGUCAGUAAAAGUCUGACACUCCCUUCCGCUCCCUACUAAUAUUAUAAAUGCUAAAGUUUGUAAGUAACUAUCUUUGUUACUCUUUUACGCAAAAACUACUGAACGGAUUUUGAUGAAAGGUGACAAUUUAUUUUUAUAUGGAGAAUGGGCCCACCACAAAUGUUAAGGAUUCUUAAUGAAAUGCAUGUCGAUUUAUUCCUUAUAAUCUAUAGAUUAUAAUAGUAUUAUUAGUUUUACUGCAUCUAAGCGGAGUCCUGAGAAAUUAACAAUUAAUUUUUUUUAAACGUUACCACACUAAGAUUUUCUCCUGUAUCGUAGAGGCAGUUUACAAACACAAAUUGCACAAGGACAAACAUCCAGACCCAGAACAAUUAUUUGUAGGCCAUACAAAUACUUGUUCCGUGCGGGAUUCGAACCCGCGCCCCCCAUCGCAGCAUCUCAUUGCUAAGCCACGGAGCCGUCAAUAUGAAUCUAACAAUAACCUAAAACAAACUGAAUGUUAUAUAAAUUAUGUUUAUUAUCUAAUAUCAAUUUAUGUUAUAUAUAAUAUCAUUUGUGAUAGUCAAAUUAUUAAUAACAUUAAGACUUACGUCAUAACGUUAGAGUGAUAUUAUUUUAUGAAGAUUGUCGAUACGCAAACCAAAAAUAUAUAACUACCUAUUAAGUUUAGUAAUAAUAAUUGUGUUGUAUGGAAGAACAAUUAUAAAAAUAAUUUGUGACAAAUUGACACAGCUUUGUUCAGCUAAUUUGAAUUGCGUUAACACGAGUUCAAAAUCGAGUUACGUGAAUUUCAACUCGAGUUGAUUUUUUUCUGAGUUGGCACAUCUCUAAGACAAUUAUUUUUUAAAUAUUACAUUACCAGAAUCAAUUAUCUGAACACGAAUAUCAAAACAACUCAUUUUUUUUUCACAUUUCUUGAUUCCGUUUAAGUUUUCAAAAAAUCUUUAGACUAUAUUUAAUAAUAAAUUGUUAUCUUUUUUUUGUGUGUGUGAUUGCUUAAAAUUGCUCGUGGUCCCAAAAAUUAUUGUCUCCUUUGUCAUACAGAUUGAUCGUAUUGAUAAACUUUUAUUCUUAAAUUUUUGAUUUAUAUAUUUUGGACUUUGUCCUUUAUAUAUUAUUAUUUACUUUAUAAGUACGAAGAUAAUUAUGAUAACUAGUAAAAAUAUUGUAUGUUUCAGAUUGCAAAGUGGGAUGACAGAAAAAAAAUAUGUAGUGUCAUAUUUGAUGAGAUGGCCAUUGAAACUGCACUAACUUAUGCUGCUCACAAAGACAACAUUGUAGGUUUUGUCGAUUUAAAUGGUAAAAUCAAUGAAUUUGCAGAUCAUGCCCUCGUAUUCAUGCUACGAGGUGCUGUUUUUAAAUGGCAGCAACUAGUCGCCUUUUACUUUUGUGAAGGUGCAACAUCAAGCCUGCAAUUAAAAAAGAUAAUUAAAAAUAUCAUAUCUGCACUGACAGACAUAGGGCUUAAACCAAUUGCCCUUGUAUCUGAUCAAGGAUCAAGUUUCCAAUCUGCUGUAAACAGUUUAUUAGAUGAUACUAAAAGAGAACAACUUCGUGCUGGAGAGACAGUUGAUGACACCAUUCAUUUAAAUGGAAAUUCAUUAAGUGUGAUUUUCGAUCCACCUCAUUUACUGAAAGGGAUUUGAAACAAUUUACUGACAAAAGAUAUGAUGUUCGAGGGAAAGAGAGUGACAUGGAAUGAUAUUGUAGACGUUUACAAUGCUGAUUGCAAGUACGGUGAAUCAAGAAUAUUACAUAAAUUGACGGAUCAACAUGUAAUUCCAGACAAAAUUAAAAAAAUGAAGGUGAAGAAUUGUGUGCGCGUUUUGAGCAAGUCAGUAUCGGCAGCACUAUCAUAUAAUUCUGCUUUUCGUAAGUGCUUACCUACCUAUAUUUCAGUUUAUGUUGUAUAAUUUAUAAUGUGUGUUAAAUCGGUAUUUUUUUCUAAUUUUAGCUCUAUAUCCAGAUGGAAGUCCUAUAAGUAAAACAUUGAAAAACACAGCAGCAGCGGUAUCGUUUUUUGACGACUUGUUUGAUAGUGUCAAUGGAGCGAGCACAAAUGAGAAAAUGUCGAAAGGAAAAAAUCUGCGCAAGGUAGUAACACUUAAAUCAGCCCAUCACGAGUUUUGGAACAAAGCCAUUAAAAUAUUGCAAGGUAUAAAAUUUAUUUGCAAAGAUGGCACACUAAAAAGUGUACCUUCCUUAAAAAAUUGGAUCAUCACUCUCAAAAAUUUAAAAAGGGUGUGGGAGUUAUUGGCGUCGAAAAACAUUAAAAUUAUGAGACCUAGAUACUUCAAUUCUGACAUAAUAGAGAACUUUUUUGGCCAAGUACGAGCAUACAAUUACCGGAGUAAUGACCCAACUGCUUAUACUUUCAUAAAUACAUUCAAAUCAUUAUUGGUAACAAGAUUUAUAAACUUUCAUUCGGAGAGUUACAAUUGCGAGGAAGAUGUCAGCCAAGGCGUAUUAGAUAUACAGUCCCUUUUUGAGAAUGUAAAUAUUGCACCAUCAUCUGAUUCUAAAUCAGAUGCCACACCUGUGUGUAAAACUGUAGAAUUUGUUGUAGAAAUUUUUGAAGAACAGGCAAGACGAGAAAGGAUUAAUAUACACUCAAGGACAUAUACGGCUGGAUGGGUAACCAGAAAAAUUUUAUGUAAAAUCAAUUGCAAAGAAUGCAAACAUAGUUUACUGUCGGAAGAUAGCAAUAUUCAUGAUUUUAUU
Molecule: messenger RNA, 3113 nt
Organism: Parnassius mnemosyne (clouded apollo)
Lineage: Eukaryota; Metazoa; Arthropoda; Insecta; Lepidoptera; Papilionidae
Source: the annotation of a GenBank genome assembly